UAUUCCCUUGUAUAAUCGAAAAGAAUGUCUGCAACAAGUGAAUCUGUCAUCAAGACAGACCCUUCUAAGUUUUUAAGUAAUAUAAUUGGCAGCACCGUGAGUGUUAAGCUUCAUAAUGGUGUUGAGUACUUAGGAAACUUGCAAAGCAUAGAUGGGUACAUGAACAUUGUUUUGGACGAAACCAAAGAAUUUGUUGGUGGAAAGCCCCUGAACAAGAACUAUGGUGAUGUUUUCAUCAGAGGAAACAAUGUGUUGUACAUUAGCGAAGAAUAAGAGUA
Molecule: messenger RNA, 278 nt
Organism: [Candida] anglica
Lineage: Eukaryota; Fungi; Ascomycota; Pichiomycetes; Serinales; Debaryomycetaceae
Source: the annotation of a GenBank genome assembly